GGUCUCAAGAACCAACCAGAUUUGAUCUCCUCAUACUCCGUUGUUCUCAUCUAUUUCUCUACCUCUACCCACAGAAAGUUCUACUCUGUCGCGAAGUUCUUCUCCAUGGGCCGAAAGCUCCAGCGCUUUGUCGGCGUCAUAAAAGACAAAGCUUCCCUGACCAAAGCCACACUCGUCUCUCCUCCGUCCUCCUCCGCCGCCGAUCUGGCCGUCCUCCGCGCCACCUCCCACCACCACCCUUCCUCCCCUCCACAUCCCCAUCAUAUCGCCGCCCUGCUCUCAUUCGGCCACGGUGCUCGCCCCGCAGCUGCAGCCCUCUCAUCAUCCCUCUCCUCCCGCCUUCUCUCCACCCGCGACCCUUCCGUCGCCCUCAAAUCCCUCCUUUCCCUCCACCACCUCCUCCGCUCCGCCCCCUUCAUUCUCCUCGACUCCCUCUUCUCUUCUCUCCUCCCUAAAGCCUCCGGCCGCCACACCCGCAGCCCCCUCCUCCUCUCUUCCUUCCCACUCGGUCCAGAUCCGGUUUCAUGGUCUCUUUCUUCCUGUGUCCGUUGGUACUCCCGUCUUCUCGAGCUCCGAAUAAUCCUCCCAAAUCCCUCUUCCGACCUCGCCGACUGGGUUUCCUCUCUUCUCACCCGAGAUCUCAUCUCCGAACUCGACACCCUCACGAAAUUUCUCGCCGAGGCCUUCUCACCGCCGGAGCUGCCCGACGGAAACCGAUUGUUGGCUGAGGUGAUGAGAGUAGUGAACGAAGAUAGGAUUACCGCGGAGAACGGGAUUGCCAUCCGGCUCGGGGAGGUGAGGGAGCGGAUCGACCCGGUUGGGUUUGGUGAUGCAGUCGAAUUGGUUUUCGUGCUCCGCCGCCUCGAGGAGCAUCGGCCGCCGUCCGAUGCGAGAUGGAUGGAUGACGAUGGUCAGCGCCGGUUUUGGACGGAAGUGAAGGAGGUGAGAGAAAAGGUUGAGGAGGUUGUGGUCAGGAGGGAGAAAGAGGAGAGAGCUGUGAGUAGAGAGCGGGGGGUCAGCGCUUCGGACCGGUUUGGGGUUCGGACCGGCGAGGUGGUUCUGUUUGGUUCGAACCGGUGGGUUAAACAGUAGUUUAGGACGUUCAGCUUUAGGACUAUUUGAUGUAUUUUUUUAAUUGUUUGAUAAUAUGGAUUGAUUACAAUGGCUUAUUUAAUAUUCCACCUAA
Dendrobium catenatum is the source of this 1186-nucleotide messenger RNA. Its product is annotated as putative clathrin assembly protein At4g40080. The record is from RefSeq and is a predicted model, not a curated record. The transcript has a single exon. NCBI's taxonomy places the organism in Eukaryota, Viridiplantae, Streptophyta, Magnoliopsida, Asparagales, Orchidaceae. The coding region runs from base 106 to 1092 and encodes 328 amino acids. Gene Ontology annotation, cellular component: clathrin-coated vesicle; clathrin-coated pit. Gene Ontology annotation, molecular function: SNARE binding; 1-phosphatidylinositol binding; phosphatidylinositol-4,5-bisphosphate binding. Gene Ontology annotation, biological process: vesicle budding from membrane; clathrin-dependent endocytosis; clathrin coat assembly.